AUGAGAAUUCACAAUUUUUUAUGUUCUAAUAUAAAUUCAGGACAAGACAUGCCUCCUAUAGGCGGUUUUGCACCUAUUCAAUAUAAACGUAAUUUGCCUAUACGAGGACCAAGAAGUUCUAUAUUACUCAUUAGUGUCGCGUUUAUCUCUGUAUAUGGUUUUUAUAAGUAUAUUCAGGGUGUUUAUGAAAAAAGGGAAUUGAAACGUGAAAAUGUUUGGUCUCGGAUUCAUUUGAUACCAUUACUUCAGGUAGAAGCAGACAGAGACUUGUACCGAAGAAAACAAGCUAUGCGUCAAGUAGAAAACCAAAUUAUGGAAAAUAUACCAGGCUGGGACUCUGAACAACCUAUUUAUAACACAAAAACUGAUAUUACACCUACUUAUUCAUUUAUAUUCAAAUAA
Pneumocystis jirovecii RU7 is the source of this 402-nucleotide messenger RNA. RefSeq lists its product as uncharacterized. The record is from RefSeq and is a predicted model, not a curated record. NCBI's taxonomy places the organism in Eukaryota, Fungi, Ascomycota, Pneumocystomycetes, Pneumocystales, Pneumocystaceae. The transcript is spliced from 6 exons. Bases 1 to 402 code for a protein of 133 amino acids.